Molecule: messenger RNA, 946 nt
Organism: Effrenium voratum
Lineage: Eukaryota; Dinophyceae; Suessiales; Symbiodiniaceae
Source: the annotation of a GenBank genome assembly
AGAUUCAUAUCGCUUGCAAAAUAGGCCAUUCGCCAUUCGCCAUGGCUGUGAAAACUGGCGUCUUCAUCUACCUGAUCUUUUCCUGUCAGCUCCUUCCAGUUCUUUCCGUGCGGGAGAGUGUAGAGGAUUUGACGAGUGACCUGCGCGACCCAGCGCCACGCCGCAGCGUCUCCGAAAUCGCGGCAAUUGCCCGGGAACUCGCGCUGGAUGUGGACUUUCAUCCCGAAGCGGGCCCGGACAAGCCGCGAACCACGGCGCUGCGGCGAACCAACGCACUCAGAGACGUGUACGACCUGCUGGACAGCAACAACGCCUCCAUCAAAGUCGUGCCCGCGGACCGGGGCAAGCUCUUCUUCGCCAGCAUGGCUCGGGGAGCCAUGGACCUCGCCAUGAAGGUGGCGUCGCUGGUGGCAUCGGACAGUGUGACCAUGCUGGGCGACGCCGCUGCAGCGCUGGGCCCCAUGGGCUUGGUCCUGGGCUCCAUGACCCUGGCGGUGAACGAGAAGGUGAUCCGCGACCUGAAGCAGAAGCUGAAGCAGAAAGGCUUGACCGAUGCCCAGACCAACCUGAUUCAGUGCCAGCUGCGUGAGAAGAAACGAGGCCGAGUGCUGACGUUGGUGUCGUUGGGCGUGGGGGCGCUGGGCGUGGCGGGGACGGUGGCCUCGAUGGGCGCGGCAGCGCCGGUGGCGGUGGGGGCGGCCAUGUUCACCGUGGGAAUGCUCAACAAGAUGAGGAGUGGCAAGUCCUGCAGCGCGCUGCAGAAGAUCGUGGACAGCUGCUCCGGGGAGGUCUGUGACCUCAAGGACGAUGAGGAGACGGAGGCCAUGGAGGAUUCCAUUGGCGCCAUGCUGCCGAAUAAGGGAUGAGGACACUUUUACGCCCCUGUCGGCACUCUUCGGACUUCGGCUGUACCCAAGCCACAGAAGAACUGCACUUAAAACAAGAG